Molecule: messenger RNA, 7513 nt
Organism: Cercospora beticola
Lineage: Eukaryota; Fungi; Ascomycota; Dothideomycetes; Mycosphaerellales; Mycosphaerellaceae
Cellular component (GO): cytoskeleton
Source: RefSeq, a predicted model, not a curated record
GGGUGCAUGCAACUCGUUCUGUCCGGCGUGUUUGUCCUGCGUAUGAUGCCUGGUCUUGUUACAUACAUUUGCUCUUCGAUGCAGACUCGUCAUUCCUUUCCCUCUCAUUUGUAGCCAUUUGCUCGGAAAAUCACCAAAAAGAAAGCCGAAUUGAGCGGAGCGCGUCAGGAGGAAAUUCUGGCCGGUGUUCCCUGCAAGACAUUCAGGACUGGUGCCAGGACGCGUCGGAGAAGCACAAGAGUCGUUUGUGGGAGACGACGGAGCAGCAGGACACUACAUCCAUUGGAGCGAUAGAGACGGGACGUCUGUCGCUCGCGAACUGUUGGAAACGUGGAAGCCACCGACACCACCACGUCGACCGCCGCGUUUGCUCCAACGUCGCCGCCUGUCGUUGUCAAAGAUGCUGCUCUAGCUGAUCCGCCCACCGAACGACGAGGACGUGAUCGCGAGCCCUUCCUGCUCUCACCGCCCACACUGAGCCCCGAUCUUUCGCGCUUGCCUCCUCCGCGAACGCCAGCCAGCGUGCGGAGCAGAGAUAAUCAGUCCGACUACCACACUGCGCCUUGGGGCUCCCCGUUGGUGUACAACUUCUCAUCCUCGCCUGGCUCGAGGUCCGCUCACACUGCCUUCUCGCAACUAGAUCCUCUCGAGGAUAACAGCGAGCUCCAGUCGUCCCCAGCGAGCUUUGGAUUGGAACACCUCAUUCCCUCUCGCCUGGCAGAUCUCAGCUUGCCAGUAGCCCCUAACACUUCUCCGCUCGGUAUUUUCGACGACCAGACACCUCGGUCAAGGACGCAGCGCUGGGUAGAUCUGCCACAGCGUCUCGAGCAGUCGGAGCGUGCGCAUUGGUGGAGUGACGCGAGCACGUCAGACGCCGAAGGCCCGCGUAGAGCAUCUGUUGGUGGAAAGGUCAAGCGGCCGGGCCACAAACGUCGCGAGGAGAAUCGUACGUUGGAUCAGCAGAGUUUCUGGGAUACCUUGCGAGGUGAGAAAGGAGACGACAGCAUGUCGAGCCUCCUCGCAUCACGAUGGGCGGAGACGCCAGAUGCGAGUGCGGAAAACGCACUCGAGCGAGCGGGAGAGGAGCUGAAGAGUGCAGACACGACGGAGCAGUUGCCAAAGGACCUGCUAACGUCGCGAUGGGCGGCGACGCCAGAGGAAGAGGAGAAGCAGAAAAGGAAGGAGCUGUCUGAGCAAGAGUCGGUUCCGAGAUCCGGGGAGAAUACGGCGCCGCAAAAGCAGCAGAAAGAAGAGGUCGAUCCUAACUUUGUGCCGAAGAGCGUCAUGGCGUCGAGAUGGGCGGACACGCCUCCGCCUGAGGACGAGGAGCGCGAUUUGGUGAAAGAAGUGGCCGAUCAGCAAGCGCGAGACGCCGCAGCAAAGGAAGACGCGAUAGCCAAGCAGGAAGCACUCUUGGCCAAAAUCAAUGGAAGCAGCGACCCUGAAGGUGCCCCAGAGGCAGGACACGAGAGCCCCACUAUCACUCUCGCCGAUUUGCCCGCCUCGCUUGUGCCAGGCCCUCCGAAAGUGAGCGCUCCGGCGCCCACGCCUUCUCCUUCGAGGCUCGAACCGCCACGACUGAAGAAGAGGGUCAGUUGGCGUGGGAAGAAUAUAGUCAUCGCCAUUCCCCGAUAUGACUACGAGGCUGCUGGCUUCCCGAAGCCAAUGAGCAAGGAAGAAAUUGCCUCGCGUAUCAAGACUUUCGAGCACGCUGGCUACAGCACUUCAGGCUACGAUCUCACUGAGGAGUCGAGUAUUCGAGAUGGACCCGCCCAAGUCAAGGACAUUUUCCCAGACGAGCGUGAAGCACGCGUGCCUCGAACGAAGGAUCAGAUCAAUGUUAUGCUGCCGGAUCUCGCCAAAUGGAAGGCAUAUAUGGACUUCCUCACUGAACAGAAGUUGGCAGCUUUGGGCGUCUCCCUGGGCUUUGACGAGCCAGCACCUCUGCCGCCACUUCCUGUGCCUGGACAGAUGCAGGACUUGUCUCGACAAUCGUCUGGGCAGUACCCACCUCUGCCCUUCUCGCCACCAAUCCCAACUGGUUCAGCCUCGAGCAUGGGCAGGCCAACUCUCAUGCGUGGUCACUCGCACACAAUGUCUGUCGCCUCACCUAUAUCGCCAAUGAACGGGCCUUUUGGCCACAUGCAUAGGCACUCAACGUUCACCGGAAGCUCGAUCGGUUUCCCAGGUUCACAGCCUCAGUCGCAAUUCCCUCCGAGCAUGUCUCCGGGCAUUCCAGGUUUGCAAGCACAGUCUCCAAGCAUUCAAGUAUUCCAGGCUUUCAAUCAACAACAGCAACCGUUUAACUUGCAACAAGGAAUGUUGCCUCGUGGCGGAUCGCCAGCUCAGAUCGCUGCGUUGCGGCAAGAUCUUGGCCGCGGACCAGGAUCCCCCUUGAGCCAGCAAAUCCUCCCACAAUCUCCGCAAGAUUACAGUAGAGGAUUGGUCGAAGAUUACAGGCGCAAGCAACACGCAUACUCGCAGUCGAUGGCCGCACCCUCGAUGCCUAACUCGUUUCUGCCGUACGGCUCACACGGAUCUAGUCUGCGGCCCACCCCGGCCCUUCCGGAGCUCGCAGAGGAUGACGAAGAGGAGCAAGAUGAAGCCGACGAGGCUGAAGCGUCCACGUAUGUGCCGCCGCACAAGAGGGUUCAAGCCAGUACAGAAAUUGUAGUCCCCACACCGAAAGGUCAUCGGCACAAUAUUAGUGAAGGGCUCGAGCGCGACCUUCUCGAAGCUGAAAAGCGAGAGAAGACUGUCAACCGCGAUGUCGCCAAACUGGCGGAAGAGUCAGAGAGUUCACAGGCUGAAUCGAAAUCGCCUGAUGUGGUAGCCAUUGUUGCCCCCAAGGACAAACAGCCACCAGCAUCACAGGUCGAAAGAGAUCCGCUUGGCGAUCAACCGGUCCAAGAAUCUGCGCAUAGCCGGAAGAAGAGCGCAUCCACGCGUUUCAACGUCGCCGCUCCGUCCUUCACCUUCAACCCAAGCGCGGAAUUCAAGCCCUCUCAGCCAUUCACGUUCGGUGCACCAACUACGAUCCCGACUUUCGAUACGCAGUCAUUCGCGCCGGUACUGGCAGCACCAGCACCAGAUGCAGGGCGAAUGAUUGGACACAACAGGCAUCAGUCUUCUGGGUCUUUCAACGCGAAUGCCGCGACUUUCAAGCCUACGUCGUCAGACUUCAGCUUCUCAGCUUCAGGUCCUGCAUUCGGAUCAGACGCUCCGAAGCAGCCAAUGAAUGCGCCUUCCACAAUCGUUGACGAACUUCCAAAGAUCUUUGGAAAAGUUGAUAUCCCAGACAUCGUCAAGCCUGCGCGUAGGUCUAAGGCUAUUGCAAUCGUGAAGCCUCCGACGCCGAAGGCAUCAUCGGACUCGGAAGAGCCAGUGGACGAUGAAGGACGCAUUCAACAAGGCAAUGCAAAGAGAGGUCGCAAGAUGCGUGAUGACGGAGACCAGGUUCCACAAUUUGCGCUGCCCUGCGAUGUGCCCGCCUUCCCUGUGCCGGCCGAAAGAGUACUCGGUUCCAAUGUUCCCGAGAGACCUAUGUCUACAUUGGAAGAGGCUGAAGCAGAGGUAGAUGCCGAAGAUGCUGUCACUGAGAUUUCUGAAAUCACUGCGGACACUAGCAAAGCAGAGGUCAUCGAGCACGAAGAAGCCACAACAGCUGGGGCUGAAGCACAUCCCAAGCAUGGCCACAAGCACUCAACAUCGCUAUCAGCGUUGGCCAAGCCGUUCCAGCCACCAGCAACCGCGCCUGCUGAGACCAGCGAAGUCACUGCAGCUACAGAAGACCAGCGUUACGACUCUAUUAGCGACCUCGAAGAAGGCGAAAUCCGCGAAGAUGGCCCAAGAGUGGUUUCUCCUAUCGCACAGCCUUUGUCGUUCGGCCUGGACACACGUGCCUUCCAUGACCGGCCACAGCGAGCUUCGCAGGAACGCAUUGAUAUUGUAACAGAUGCGGGCCCUUCGUUUGACGAGAUCGAUGCCGUCAUGCGCCAUCUGAAUGCCACGGAAUCUGAGAGAGAGCCUACACCAAUGCGAAUGCCAAGUCCAGGCUCUCAUCCAAUGAAGGGUGUGACCUAUCUGGCAGACUGGGGUCGUCGCGAAGCACCCAGUCCCAGCCCACGUCGGCAGGAUACGAGCGCUACACCACAGCUUGAUCGCACGACAGACCUCAGUGACAUGGCUUUCCCCGGUUACCCGCAUGUGCGACAACUCAACAAGGCAGAGGAGGUACCCACCAGUGAUUGGUCCGACAUGCUGUCACCUCCCGAUGCAGAGAAAUUUGACCAGCGAAGCACUUUCUUCGACAAUCACAUCGACAAACUCAUCGGCCGCGCUGUGGAAAGCAGACUUCUGCCACUUGAAGAAAGCUUACGAAGCAUUCAGAAUACCGUCAUUAGGCGUAACAAGUCUUCUGACUUGCAGCUUAAGCGUACACCGUCUACUGUUGAAAGUGACGCGGAUGACGAGGACGAACAAUCCGACGAACUCAAGACUCGACCAAUCUCCCGCGGCCGCGACAAGCGCAUUGACCAGAUCAAGCUCGCCGUUCUCGAGGCGCUGCGGGAGCAAAGUCCGAAACGCAUGCAACAGCAAGCCAUGGACAUCGCCGACCUGCACACUGUCUUGGCUGAUAUGAAAGUAUCAUUCGCGCGUGCUGCUUCUUCCAAUCUGGAAUUGGACGAUAUUCGUGCCGUGGUAGAGGAGACUGUGAGGAAACAGCCAGAGUCGGCCACACCAGCAGAACAAGAAGGGCCCAAGCGGGACGAAUUGUUGGAACUCGAAGGGCGCCUGAAUGAGACGUUGGCGAAAUCACUUGAGGAGGCUAAUCAAAGACGAGCCAUUGAAGAGCGCGAAGCCGAAUCGCGACGACAGUUGCGGCUUGCUGAAGAGCGCGAAUCUCAAGUCCGUACGCAGUUACGUCUUGCCGAGGAAGAGUUGCAGCUCCAACGUGAUGCGGCUAGAGAUGAGGAGCAAAAGGUGCGCGUGAUGGAGAAGGAGCGGGAGGCAUGGAUCGAGCGAUUGGAUGUGGCCGAAGAAGCCCGCCAAAAGGCCCAAGAGCGCAUUGAAGACUCUGAGGCCGAGAAAGAAGCUCUGCAAGCAACGCUCGAAGAGUACCGCCUUUCGAGCCACAAGUGGCGGCAUGAUUCUGAAGAGGGCAAGCGAGUCCGAGAGGAACUACAAUCCACCGUCAAUAUGCUCACUCGUCAAGCUGAGGAGUACCAAGAGUCUACAAUGGGCAUGAAGCGUCGACUCGAGAAGCUCCACGAGGACAUGUCCACUGCAGCUGGGCAACUUGCUAGCGAAAAGGCCGUUUGGAGGUCGAAGGAGGAAGAAUAUCGCGCCAAGAUUGAGGCUCUCGAGCAUCAGCAGCUGGUAUCCGCUCGCGAACGUGCUCAGCUCGUUGACGAGAUGCGCAUCGUCCGUGCUUCCGCUGUCGAGAAUGCUGAAGCGCGCAACGCCGUAGACCACGCAAGGUCCUCCAACCAAGAGCUGCAGGAGAUGAUGCACAAGUUACAGGCCCAACUCACCGAGCAGCAAGGCCUGACCGCACGUUACGAGCGCCAAUUCUACGAUGCCCAGGAAUCGGGACGAGCUGAAGUGCAUCGUACACGCUUGGCUUUCGAGACUGAAGUCGAGGCUGCUAACAACCGAGUCAACCUUGUUCGUGCCCAGCUUGAGACGGAGCUCAGCAGGACGCGCUCAGAGUUGGAGAAUGUGAGAAUGGAGCUUGAAACUAUGAAGGAGCGCCAGGAACACCUGCAAGAGCAAGCCGAGACCGACAAGCGAGAGGCCCUCCGAAAAGUCAACCACUCCAACAGCGUGGCUCUUGAUGAGGCGCGGCACAAAUAUGAAUCUGGUAUUCAGGAGCUCACAUCCCAGCAUUCGCGUGCUUUGCGACAUGCUCUUGAGGACAAAGACCGCGUAGAGUCUGUCUUGAAUGAGCGACUCAACCUCAUGCAUGAGAAGCUACAACACUACCAGGAGAGGUGCGCUCAUCUUGAAGAGAGACUUGAAAUCGCUAAGACUGCAGCGCACCACGCCGCAAAGACAGCAAGAGCAUCAAAGGCCGUAGCGUCUCCGGCAUAUGCACCACAGGCGUCUUUCGGACCGCCUGAAAAGAUCUCCCCACAGGCUUUGCGCGAGUCGAUUCUAGUCCUUCAAGAGCAACUCCAGGAGCGCGAGACACGAAUCGAGCGCCUCGAGGCAGAUGCUGAAGAUGAAGGACAGACCAAGAAGCAGAAAGAGGACGAGAUCGCCUUCCUCCGCGAGCUCCUUGCUGUCCGCAAUGAGGAGCUCAACGAACUCAUCACUCUGAUUCAAAAGCCAAACUUCGACCGUGCUCGCUGCCGCGAUAUCGCAAUCCGCCUUCGUGCCAACCUUCAGAUGGAGCAGGAAGAAAAGGACCGCUUCGCUCGGCCCAGCGGACAAGCACAGAGCGUCACGGGACAAGCAUCAGCUCUUCUGAGCAGUCUCGCUACUCCAAAGGUUGCCCAGCAGCAGCUGAGCAGUGCCUUCAGCAAAUGGAGAGCGAAUAUGGAAAGCUCGGCGUUGAAGAAUGCUCCACGCUACAAUGCAGAUGGCCGACUGACGCCAUCGAAGGGUGCGCCUUCGCAAGCACCAUUGCCAAAGGGAUAUCAGUCGGGCCUCAUGACGCCCCCUGCAAGCAACUUCCGCAGCUCGCCCCGCCCCGAGUCGACUGACAAGCUCCCUCCACCACGCCUGAACAGCAGGCAAAGCUCGCACUCGAAUCGACCAGUUUCACGAGGCUCGCAUCAAAGUGCGGGCACUGAGCGACCACGAAGUCGUCACUCGUCGGGCACCAGUCAGCGACCUGUGCCAUUCAGACAAACGUCGGGCACGUCGCAGGAGAGUGCUCACACACCCCUGUUCCGUGAACAGAGCUACGAUCAAGAUGCUGAAGACAGUGCGCCCAUUGUCCUUGAUGAGGUCGAAGAGAGCUUCGCAGAGGACGACAGCCUCGAUGACAUCCCUGACAGUGCGGCUCCGCCUGGCUUCAGAAGCCUACAAGACGAGAUGGGGGACCCGACUCCUAUGAGUGAGUUCUCCGAACCACAGGCCGCCUGACCCCGCUCGGGCCGACAUAGAAGAGCGAUGACAGUUCAAGAAGCUGUACUGGAGUUGAAGAAGAUGGUCAGUCUGGAAAGUUUGACACCGAGCAGCGCAACGGCGUCAUUGGCGUCUGUGGAUAUGCCGCCAUGGCUGUUUGAGGCGAUGGAGGAGACGGAGAGCAGUGCGUAAGAGAUGGAAUUUCAUUUGUUGAAGAUGGUAUUUGAUGUGUGGAAAAUAUGGUUUCCGGUCAUUUUCGUUUUGGAUCUGAUGCAUUUGCGCAAGAUACCCCAGUGCGACCACCAGAUUGGAAUCUGCUAUUUGAGACUGACUGUAUUGUUUGGACAUUGUUUGAACCGAACCGGUAAAUGUAAUUGAAGAGGCACACACACACACGUAUAGUCGUAGAUAACGUCUUUUGAUCACUACUCUCACACCG